CGACGCAGCUGCAUUGAUCCACUCUCGAGAUAGGUAGAAGAAAAAGUCGAGCACCAACUGGUGCUGCUCUAGAAAUUCCUCACAUUUCUUGCUUCUGUAUCUUGUUCCUGUAGUUCUAGUUGGUAGGUUCUUUAUUGGUGAAAAAAUGUUUCGCAAGUUGAAAAGAAUGAAGCGAAUUUCGGUUUUGUUGCUUCUGUUUUCGCACAACGCGUACUUUUUCCAGCUCUGCGUCUGUUUGUACCAGGAGCUGUUUGAAGACUACUCUGGUGCCCCGAAAAAAACACGAAGCUCCACGUCCUCAACAGACAAAGGUACUACAGAAGAGGCGGACGCUUCGUCUUCUUGGCGUGCCAGCUUCAAUGAGGAGCUGGAAAAGCUUGUGUACGUGGGAGAGAUAGAGGAUGGGUACAACGCCGCGAUCUCCAAGCAGACACUUACGCGCGAGGCACGGGAAGUGCUUAAGGACUCAACGAAACACAGUCGGCACAAAGCGUUCUGGGACCGGUUCUUCCAUAUCAAAGUGAAAAAAGCCCCCACCCCAUAUCGGAAACAGAAGAUGCGCGAAUUUGUGAUGCUGUAUUUGAGUACACAAAUCGACUUGUAUUGCUAGAAGGCCAAGAGACGAAGCUGCGGCCUAAAUGGCAGGUAAUCUGUCAUGCUGUUUCCCACUUCCAGUUGCCUCCUGUCAUCCUGGAGCUGCAAGGCUUUCCCACGCUAGACAGCACUACAGUGCGCAUCUUUUGCCUUCUGGCAUCACAAAGGUGAUUUGUGACCCCAAAUCUGCAUCACAGAUUUCCGUUUUGAUAUGGGGAGGGGGCAUUUUUCAUUGUAAUAUUCCAGGAAGACACCUUGGUGAAACCAGACACGGCUCGGCAAAGCAGCACCCGGCAGGGCGGAGGUGAGGCCAGAAGAGCCGUGGACGGUAAGAUGAAUUUGUAACAGUAAAAAUCGUAAUUGAUGUAAUACAGAACCUAGACGACCUUACUGAGCGUAAGCAGGAAGAUGGAGCGAGAAAGAAAAAAGAACCAUUCUAUUCAUUUCCCUUCUCCAAAACCAAAUCCCUUGGCUCUGUUGUGAUCAUCUUUUUCGCAAACGACUGAAGGGCGCAGCCUGUCCGAUUGGUCCUCGCAAUCUUGCACGCACACAAAGCCUGCGGGCGAGUUGCGGCCCUGGUGGAUGGUGGAACUGGAUGCGAACAUUCCGAUCGGCACCGUUCACAUCCUGAAUCGCAAAGAAGCGGCCGAUAUGCAUUGCAAAUACGUAUUGGUCUGGACGAAAGAUGGAGCAUGUAUUGUGUGUCUUCAGUCUUUAUUUGCAUGAUUCCCCAAGAACCAGUUUUGUAUGACAAGGAAAAGUAGGAGCGCCACUUUCUUGAUCAUGCAAAAUAGACGAAGUCUGUAUAAAUGCGAAGCCCCCCGUGGGAAAAUUGUCAUGCUUUGACGCGCUAGAAAUUUUUCUGAGACUCAUUCAUAUACACUUCACAAAGUUCCAGACCCAGGAAAAAAUACCCCAUGCAUAGCCGAUCGACUGUCCGAGUUCGAGGUCCGGAUUGGAAACGAUCGAAAUCUCGCGUUGGACAAUUCCCAUUCUUCAAGUGGGAGAAGUAGAGGCUCCUCCACCAGCACUUCUUCUGGAGCUUCUUACUCGGUCUGUCGCGGCGAUUCCCGGAACCCCGGGCCGGGAGCCUGGGCGGUGGUGGACUGCAGUGGCUUUGAAGGGAAGUACCUCGCGGUCGUAUUGACCGCAGACGAUCCAAAGGCGGUGCUCACACUCUGUGAGGUAUCUGUAAGUCGCAAAAAUGUUGAUGCAAGGUGUACUGUGUGGAGCUCGAAAGUGCUACUCUAGAAAGUGAGAAAUUUAAAAGCGAUAUCAGACUCCAGCCUGUGGUGUGCCCGUUGUGCAACAGGUUUUUUCCCCUGACUAUGAUAAUGGUGCCCGUGGUCGAUUCUGCUUCUAUGCUCCACACACCAGGUUCUUGUCUACCCGCAGUCGAUUCGACAUCACCCUUUCUUCCUUUCCGCUGCCCUGGCAUUCGACGAGUAUACGCAGAUUUUGCGCAGCUCCAACGAGAAACGGGAAGCCUAUUACGUCCUUGGGUUGGCGAAGUUAAGGCAGCUACUCAGACAGUUGUUCGCGCUCGAGAAGCUGAACGGCAUGCAAGACGAGGAGAAGAGUGGCGGGAUGAGAACAAGAAAACAAAUUGCCACAAGUUCUUCGUCGAGGGUUAAGAACUCAGCGAACUGGAUCGAGCAGGUCGAGGAACUGUACACAGCGCUAUCGCUGGAACUGCCCACGGAAUUUCGCCAGCGACCGGAGAUACUGCGCAUGCGCGCCGAACUGUACGCCGAGGUCGGUUUUUCGCCCUCCUGCGCAGAGGUUUUGCAGCACGGAGCAGGAGGAGCCUCCUCAGGCGGGGACUCGGCAUCUGCCUUCGCAGGCACUGCGGACGGGUUGCCGGGACAGGAGGAGGGCGACGAUUCCGCCCUGGACACAAGGUCCACCUCCGCCAUCGCGACGCUGAAGGGCAAGGGGAAGUUGCACCAAAGGAAAGAGGCUGCGCUAGCAAAAGCAGCAAGCAAUAAUAAAGCGAUAACGGCUUCUGGUGAAAAAUUAUCCAGUUCCUCAAGUAGUACCAGUUCUAGCUCAACAAUUCCCCCCGCGGAUCAGCUGGAUGGAGCGACGAGUCCGGCGCAGAAUAGCAUCUGUUGCAAGGACAGCAUUCUCGGGACGAACAGUGGGUGCCUGUCUACUGCCUUGGCCUUGUACAAGUUUGCGGAGAACUUGGAGGAGGAGGCGGAUUUGCUAUACGAGAAAGCAAUCGAGCAUAUCCUGAGUAAAAACAUCCCCACACCAGAGUCAAGAUGGGGAUUUUGCAACACAAACCUAGAACUUUUGGGGGUCACGCAAUACAAGUUGCAGUCCGUAGUGUAGUGCAGGUUCGCAAGGCCAGCUGCAUCAGAAAUCCAUCUGCUUAUCCUGUUUACAGCAUUACAAAUUACAAAACACGACUAAAAAUGCCUCUCCUGGCGAUGCGCAUUACAAAUGUUCCUGUCAUUGCAAAUCUGCAUGACAACUCCGUAGCCAUUUUGGCUCAAGGCUCUGCCUUGUUGCCUGAGAUCCUACAAAUCUAGAAUAGGGGGAGCUAUGCCGUAGAGUAGAUUUGAUAGCUCACAAUCAUUUUACCACCACUGACACCACGUCGGUAUCUCCCCCGACUCCCUGAAGAGGAGUUUCGAAAGAAGUAGAUAAACACCCGAGCGUGGCGGGUCCGCUGUGCCCCCCUUUACAGUAGCCUACUAGAUCUCAGGCCCCCCUAUACACUAGCCGAGAUCUCAGAACCAGCGCCCCGUGCUGCCGAGUACCCCUCCUAAAAAUGACCUCCUCCCCGCCCGGACACGGCGCCUGAAUCCUGCAGCAGUCGUCCACGCACCAUCCUGCGCAGCAGCAAGGUCCUUGCUUAGCCUGACGGGCAUGGGCAGCAACUUCUCCAUGUUCGCGGCAGAACCGGAAUACGAAAUCAGACUGGGGCAGGAGUUCUGGGAAGGGUUAAGUCCACCAUGCCGCCGGUGGAUUAAGCAGCUCGGGUAGGCUUCGGCAAACGGACACCAGGUCGAGGUUUCGCGAGCGUGGAUGCCCCCCAGCUCGCCCAAGCCAGUAGCAACAAGCUCAAUCGAGUCUUGUUCCCCAGCGCAAUAGAUGCGAUCAUGUAGGGGCGCACAAUAGAUGCGAGCUCAAGGCUUGGCAGCGCUGGGGGAGAUGGUGUUGCCCACGACGCGGGAAUAUUCCCGCCGUGGAAUCGAGAAUGAACCUGGCGCCGAACGUUUUACGCUUCUGUGUUGCUCCCGCGUGGGCAGCGGUCCGCGUGCAGAAACGUGCUCUACUUGAGCAGCCUUGCCAAUCGUGUAUCUGUACCCCGCACUUUCGGUCAUGUGUAAAGCAAUCGCCGAUCAUGAUCGCCAAAUCCGGCGGUCUAGUGGAUCAGCAUUAAAUCUCGCACCUCUUACCUUUAAUUUGGAUGUUUAAACAUCACUUCAGGCUGGCGCUUGUCGCUUAGUGCCUCCAGUGAAUGCAUUCGUCCAGACAGUAACAACUGGUUUGCCGCAGGCUGCAGCUUUCUCUUGUAGUUGUUGGCCUGGCUGUACAUCCCCGUUAUAGUGGUUGCGAGUUGGAAGUUUGCGAGAAUCAGAGUAGGGAAUUGUUGGCAAAAAAAAGUGAGGCGUUGUUCAGUUGGCAAGUUGGCACAGUGUGGAUGGUUGCGUUAUUUUAUUUCACCAGAGCUCCAGUUAUUUUCCUUCACCAGAGAUCCCUUCUAGUUAUUUUCCUUCACCAGAGCUCCAGGUAGUUUAUGCGUGAUCCCUGGUUUUCCGACAGAGCACUGUCUUGCAUGCGUCAGGAAAGCCGCCUUGGGUGCCACGGUACUUGAGGACGUGUUAUAUGUCUCGGGCGCACGUACAUACUAGCCUGCAGGGACGGCGGAGCCGGAAAAAAAUUGCGAAGUAUGUUUGGUGGCGAUAACAGAGUUGGAAUAUAGUGGCCGGGAGAUGAUGGUGAUGGCACUUAGGUGUCCGCCUGACCCACCCGCCCUGCGUCUCAGGCCAUCUGCGGCUAUGGCACAAUGGGGGGGCAAAGUGUGUCGCAUUUUGUUUAGCAUGACAACUCUGGUGUGGGGACGUUUUUACUCAGGAUAGAGCAGGGCUUUUCCGCAUGGAAGAGCUACUUCCAGACGUGCGAAAUUUUCCUGCCGUUUCUGUUCCAGAAGCAGAUAUGGAUUGCAAAAAUGUCUGGGUCUGGAAGAUUGCAACUUGUCAUGCUAAAUCCGAAUCAUGCAGAAAUCUGUGUUGCAUGAGUGCCAAAAGCUGUCCACUUUCGACCAAGUUUGGAGGGAGUUUCUCAUGCAGGAUUGGCAUGAUAGAGACUUCGCAGAAUCUGUCAUGCGAAGUACCGCAUUCCAGACCUCAUGGGUCAUGGAAAAUCUGCAUGACAAGUUUUCACUUUUCCAGACCCAGACAUUUUUGCAAUCCAUAGCAGAGCAGCCAGAACAACAACCUGGCCUGGGACCGGAAGCAGCCGGAGGUGGCCGACCUCGUCGCCGUGCUAGAGAAGAACAAAGUUUUGCUCGAGCAGGACUUGAAAAAGUUGCUCAUGGACCCGCUGGGCUUGUUGAGCUCGUUGCUCAACGAGGCAGCAGUCAAUGCCAAGACACCGCCUCAACUUCCGAUUGGGGGAAGCAACUCGGCUUCAGGUACUAGUUCUUCCACGGGCGGCGCCGACCACGCUGCAAGAGACCGAGAACAAACGCUAGACUCCUUUGCGCGACUUGUCCGGGAGAAGCAUUCGAAGAGCCAACUCGGGAAAAAUUUGGCAGGAGAGCAGGACGAUGGCAGUGCCGAGAUCGAUGAUGGGAGGAAUUCAAAGCGAGGCAAAAGGUCAGCACAAGUAGAUGAUCAUCAAGAGCAGUACGUUUUUAACCGAAAUACGUUCUUCCACGUAGCCGCGACGAAGCAGGGCGCGUGGAUCAAGUUCGUGCUCUAUACGGGGGAAUACGGCUGGAACCCGAGUUACUGUCCGGCGAAUGUCGCGGAGAAUUACGCGACCAGAAACUUCAACUACGAGCAAAACCUCGUGGGCAAGCAGGUGACGAGCGAGAGGGAGCUGGCAAUCGGGAAGAACAAGCUUCACGCGUGCACCAUUUUCGAGAACAACAACCACCUGCUACCCGGGCACGAGUUCAAAGAUUACUACUUUCUGGCAAACAACGAGGAAGUGUCCUUCCAGUUGUUUCUUCCGCGAACGAAAAUAGGCACGCACAGCGGCGGAUCCAACACGCGGGUCAACUUAGACUUGAAUUUGUUCAACGUAGCCGCGGAGAAUAAACGCAGUCCAGAGGAAGCAGACGAGUCGACCGGAAGAAACACAAAGAAACGGAAGAAGAACAAGAAGCAAAAGAACAGCACCACUACCUCGAGCGACCGUGAACUGACGUCGUUUAUCGAAAAGGAAAUCACGAGUAAUGCACUGUUGCAGCCGUUCGUCACUGGGGAGUUCUACCGCGGACAAAUCGUAGAAGUCGGAGCUGCAUCUUCGUCACGUACUGGACUGGGAGUAGAAGUGGCAGGUGAAGAAGAUAUGUCAUUUGGCAAAAAACUACGUGCAGAUGAAAAUACGAGCGACGUCGUGCACAGGAGGCAUUUCUUUCGACAACGCAUUGGCAAUCGGGAAUACCAACAUGCAGUACUAGAAGAAGAAGGCGCUGCGACGAAAAGCAGGAACGUCAUCUCCAACGAGGACGUCGUAGUGUACGACGACUGCCAAGAUCUCUCGAUAGAAGUCGGAGACCUCCCCGUUUUCAAGUUCCAGGUGGGCAUUAUGCACCCGUCACUGAUAGAGGAACUGGCGGCGCGAACGCGGCCAGCUGGCAGUAGUAGUGGCGGAUCAUCAAGUACUGGUACCGCAGGGUCAGGAAGGAGAGGGAAAGGCGGAGAACUGUGA
This is a messenger RNA of Amoebophrya sp. A120, 6489 nucleotides long. NCBI's taxonomy places the organism in Eukaryota, Dinophyceae, Syndiniales, Amoebophryaceae. The record is from the annotation of a GenBank genome assembly.